Molecule: messenger RNA, 921 nt
Organism: Amborella trichopoda
Lineage: Eukaryota; Viridiplantae; Streptophyta; Magnoliopsida; Amborellales; Amborellaceae
Product: reticulon-like protein B22
Source: RefSeq, a predicted model, not a curated record
UUGUGGAGCUCAGCGAGAAACUGAGAACCCGAGAAGGGCAAAGUUAGAGAACGAGAGCAAGAGAAGGGGGGAGCGUAACAAGAAGAGAGAGAGAAGAAUGGAGUGUAGAGAGAGAGAGAUGGAAUGCAGAUGUGAAAUAGGGAAACCCGUGGUGAUGCUGAUAUGUGGAACCCUAAUUUAUUAUCAUUGCGCUAUUCGAAACUCGAGCAUCGUCUCUCUCAUUUCAGACGUCUUCAUCGUCCUCCUCUGCUCCCUCGCCAUCCUUGGUCAUGCUCUUCCGUCCAGAUCAACAUAGCGGUGCCCGUCGAUCCUCUGGAAUGGCAGAUUUCUCAGGAAACUGCGAAUGGAAUAGCCGCAUGGAUGGCUAACACAAUAGGGGCUGCUGAAUCCGUGCUGAGGGUUGCUGCAACAGGGCACGAUAAAAGGCUAUUUCUGAAGGUUGUCGUUUUCCUCUAUUUGUUGUCUGCUUUGGGGCGGUCAGCCUCUGGUGCAACCAUUGCCUAUGGGGCAUUAUGCCUGGUUUGUUUGUUUGUCGUCACUCAAAACUCGCAACAAGUCAAUACUUGCUCUUCUCAAUUCCUUAGAAGAAGAGACUCGACUUCGGCACUACUGCAAGAUCCUCUGUAAUAUAUACCAAAGUUGUGAUCCAUUCCUAGAAUUUCUUCCAUUUUGCUUAUUCCCUUCUUUUGGGGAGGUUUUUCUUCUGUAUAGGAGUUUGAACUUUUCAUUGGACCCAUUGAAAAGAAGCUUUUUCUUCUUUUUUUUCCAUUUCGUUUUUGUGGAGGGAGGGGAAUUCAAUCACUUCUCCUGUUAUUUUAGUGGUGUAUGACUUGUCUAUGAAGAAAAGGAAAUUACAGUGGAGCUCUUUGAAGUUGUAUGAACUUUUGGAAAAUACCGAGGGAUUGAUUGUCGUAGUUUUAA